Meloidogyne enterolobii is the source of this 276-nucleotide messenger RNA. Lineage: Eukaryota; Metazoa; Nematoda; Chromadorea; Rhabditida; Meloidogynidae. The record is from the annotation of a GenBank genome assembly.
UUUACAUCCCUGUUACUCGUUACUUUUUAUUCUAUGUUAAUUUUAAGGCCAACCAACUGCCUGUUUUUUGUCCAGUUAUUAUUUUUUGUUUUUACACAAAUUCACUUCAAAAUUUUGUAUAAAAUACCCAGUUUUACCAGUGAAUUUUAUUAUAAUUGUUUUUUUACUUUAAAGUUUUUUGUCCUUAUUGCCAUUCGGGUCUUUAUUAUUCAAAACAUUUUUGAUUUUUUUUAUAAAAUUACCGAAUUUUUAAAAUUGUUUUUUUGGAUUUUAUAA